UAGGAUCUAAAAGUCAACUAAUUGAAUACAGAUAGAGAGGUUAAACGAACUUUUUGAAUUAUAUAGACUAUUUUCCCACCAAACUCAUCUUCCCUCUUCCUCUCAACACCUUUAAAUAGCCAUUCGAAUCAAACACCAAAAACUCAUCAAAAACCAACAACAAACAAACACACAUCAAAGCAAAAGAAGAAGAAGAAGAAGAAGAAGAAGAAGAAGAAGGCAAACACUUUUCAUUCAAGCAAGCAAGCAGAACCAUGGCACUGAUGAAGAAGAGCCUCUUUGCUCUUCUCCUCUCAUCACCACUUCUCAUCAUCUGUCUAACUGCAUUGCUAGCUAAUCCGGUUUCAGUGGGAGCUCGCCGGUUAGUGGAGGAGAUUCCUAAACCGGAAAUACCCAAAUUGCCUGAACUACCUCACAUGGAGAUACCAAAACUGCCCGAACUACCUCACAUGGAGAUACCAAAAUUGCCUGAACUUCCUCACCCGGAGCUACCUAAAUUCGAAGUUCCUAAGUUCCCGGAGCUCCCUAAACUAGACAUUCCCAAGUUACCUGAAUUUCCAAAGCCCGAGUUGCCCAAGAUUCCGGAAACUCCAAAGCACGAGGGGACUAAGUUGAUGGAGACUCCCAAGCCUGAGGUUCCUAAACCAGAGCUGCCAAAGGUGCCGGAGAUUCCUAAACCAGAGCUACCAAAGGUACCAGAGAUUCCUAAACCGGAGCUACCAAAGGUACCAGAGAUUACUAAACCGGAGCUACCAAAGGUACCAGAGGUUCCUAAACCAGAGCUACCAAAGGUACCAGAGGUUCCUAAACCAGAGCUACCAAAGGUACCAGAGGUUCCUAAACCGGAGCUACCAAAGGUACCAGAGGUUCAAAAGCCUGAAGCUCCUAAGUUGCCGGAGCUGCCAAAGAUGCCGGAGAUUCAAAAACCGGAAUUACCGAAGAUGGCAGAGAUUCCAAAGCCGGAGUUGCCGAAGGUGCCGGAGAUUCAGAAACCUGAGGUUCCAAAAAUGCCGGAGAUUCCAAAACCAGAGCUACCUAAGAUGCCUGAAGUUCCCAAGUUGCCGGAACUCCCCAAAGUUCCUGGAACUCACUAAAGCCUACUGAACCGUACGAAAGCCCAUCUAUUUUAAGGCCCACACGCCCAUGAUUUAGAUUUCUAUAUCACCUUUGUCUUGUGUGUCUAUCUCAUCGUCGUUUUCUUAGGGAACCAUAUCUAUAGCCAUACUUAUUUUUCUUUCUUCAUACACUUAUACUUGUAUGUUUCAUUAUGUGUUUCAUAUACUCUUUUAAUGGUUUGUGUUACUUAUCUAUGUUAAUUAA
Messenger RNA from Brassica rapa (field mustard), 1320 nucleotides. Its product is annotated as protein PELPK1. Lineage: Eukaryota; Viridiplantae; Streptophyta; Magnoliopsida; Brassicales; Brassicaceae. The record is from RefSeq and is a predicted model, not a curated record.